AUGGGCUCCUUCUCUCUAUCUAAAGGCUCACAAGCUUCCAUUGUUAAGAUCGCCGGCGCGGGGUUUCGGCUCUCGCUGCUCCUCAAUGCUGCCGCUUGUCAACUCGCUCAGUCGAGACUGGAAAUUCAUAGCAUCGCCAAGGGAAUCUCGCUUUUCACUCUGGCACUCAAGCAUGUCGGGCAGACUAUUGAGGACACCGAUGUGGACAAGUCUCCAGAGGCAACAGAGAAGGCCUGGGAGAUCGCCGGACAAGGCCAGAUGAUAUUCAUCGAAAUCGAACACAUGCUGGACAAGUUGAAGGCAACCGACAGAGACGACUAUCUUAUGAGGAUCCCACUACAGGAGAGACUCAAAUGGUGUUUCCGGAAGCAGCAUGUCACUUACUUGCUAGCCCAGUUGGAAUCUCUCAAGCUCAGUCUGAUAGUGAUGCUACAAAUUCUACAGCUUGGCAAUGUUAUCAAAUCCAACGUUAACGAGGGGGCUGAUACAGAUUCCCUUACCUCCACCGCCGAAGAUGCCAUUGCCCAGGAGAAAGCGGAAUCUCAGAACAUGAUCAUCGUCCGAUAUUGGUCUGUCAAGCGGCUCGAUCGUCUGUGGGAUCUCGUGGAACAGGAGAUUUCGGAUGCCUCCAAUGACCUGACAAACCAGAGGAUCAGUUCCAAUUACUCGUCCAAUACAGCAUCGGCAUCGAAGCCAUUGGCCAGACGCUCUGAUCCAACAAGAUUCCCCAUCAUUACUCUUGGAGAUAGCGAUGUGGGACUUAGUGACAUGGAAAGAUCCCCGAAGGAUAUGGUGCAACUAUCUGAGAGCACAUUGAACCGGCUGCUUUCACUCUGGGUGCCUUUGAUUGAACCUUCGAAAUUACACCACGCCCGUAAGGGCUUCAGCCCAUCCAACACGCAAGUCCAACCUCGAGUCUAUGUCUCUUCAGACACCGAAGAAGAUGAUACCGAAGAGCUAGACUUUGAUAGUCACGAUAUCCGAGGUUACUACCUCGAGGGAUCAACAAUGGACUGGAGGGAACCUCAUUCACAAGAGGCUCGACAGCAUGCAGCAGAGCUACGCCGAAAGUACUCAAGCUACCAGGCUCACGUGGAAAGCGAACCAGAGCCGGAUGAACAUCUCAAGCAUCGAGAUAAGACUUGCAGCGACUCGGGAGUCAUCGACUCAAGUGACGAGAGCGAGCAAAGAUCCCAUACUCUUCGGCCCUCACACAGCACCAACCCAUUGCAAGGCCGCCGUUUCCAUUCCAACAGCCUCUCAUCCAGAUAUCCUCCGAGUCACAGCAGUCCCGACAGCAGAUCCCCCACAUACUCAAGCGGCAGCUUCCCACCUCCGAACCAUGCUCUACCCCGUCCUCCACCGCUGCCUUCACAUGCACAGCCUGGUCCUCCCCAGCAACCAUACAAAUACUACCCAAACCAAGACUACGCCACAGCUCCCCGAUCUAUCCCAACGAACAUGAACCAACCCAAUAACCCAGCCAUCACCAUUCCCAAUACGAAUCCCUCUCCCAGAGUCCCAUCGCCAAACCAAGUCCACUUCGAGCCCUCCAGGGCCCGAAAGCAGGCAUACAAUAAUAUCCCCAAGAGCAACAACAAACUCCAACCCCGCCAUCAUUCAUCCGCAUACCCGCUUUCCUCCUCAUCGCCCGAGUCUAGUUUCCGAGCCCCGCCGCCUCGCUCAAAUCAAUGGUCCCCGUCGUCGCACCCACGCCGAUCCUCGCGUGAAGAAGCCAAGGAUCGACAUAAGGCGUUGACUCGUAAUGCUACAAGGGGGUUGGUGGGGAUCGGGGCUAUUGCUGGGUUCAUGGAUGCGCUAGAGGCAUUUUCAAUUCUGUGA
This is a messenger RNA of Penicillium egyptiacum, 1842 nucleotides long. The record is from the annotation of a GenBank genome assembly. Lineage: Eukaryota; Fungi; Ascomycota; Eurotiomycetes; Eurotiales; Aspergillaceae.